Xenopus laevis (African clawed frog) is the source of this 1184-nucleotide messenger RNA. It is a transcript of the gene ventx1.2.L, whose product is annotated as VENT homeobox 1, gene 2 L homeolog. Bases 263 to 1054 code for a protein of 263 amino acids. Gene Ontology annotation, cellular component: nucleus. Gene Ontology annotation, molecular function: RNA polymerase II cis-regulatory region sequence-specific DNA binding; DNA-binding transcription factor activity, RNA polymerase II-specific; DNA binding. The transcript is spliced from 3 exons. The record is from RefSeq and is a predicted model, not a curated record. NCBI's taxonomy places the organism in Eukaryota, Metazoa, Chordata, Amphibia, Anura, Pipidae. Gene Ontology annotation, biological process: regulation of transcription by RNA polymerase II; cell differentiation; regulation of DNA-templated transcription.
AAUGCCUCCAACUGAAACCUCCAAUAUCACAAGGUGAAAUCACUAACCUGACAGACUCACUGGAGCCAGGACCAGGGGCAUUUGUUACAAGUGAGAACAUAAAGUGGUUACGUUAAUUAGCCCAUUAUCCAUUUCUGGUUUUUCUUUUGAUGUGGAUCACACUUGCAUAUCCAUCAAGCUAUAAAAACAGAGGCUCAGCAGGCCAUAGGCUUUCUGUACACACAACUCCAACGGCUCCAUCCAGAGCAGGAUUCCCUUCAGCAUGGUUCAACAGGGAUUCUCUAUUGACCUCAUUCUAGCAAGGAGCAGAGAGGAGGCAGCAGAUGGAAAGGACUCCAUGAGCUCCAGACCCCACAUUCCCUGUGCUCCACAGCCGCUGCCUCCAACUAAGUAUGCCAAGGAGAUGCCAAGGAGAAAAGAUUUGCAAGAACAUGGAGAUAUUACCAGUUUCCAGUGCUCUUCAGGGGAACAAGGGAUCAACAGACAGUUUCCUAAGCCUUCCUCAGCAGUGUUGCAUAGAAGUUCGGGGAGCUCAGAUGAAUUUUCUCCCCCAGAUUCAGAAGAUGACAGUACUGAGAGCUCAGGCAGAAGUUCCCAGGAAAAUGACACUGAACAAAUGGAGAAGAGCCCCAAAUCUGAUCUCCAGCGCCGCUUGAGAACAGCAUUCACCCCCCAACAAAUAACCAAACUGGAACAGGCAUUCAACAAGCAGAGAUACCUGGGGGCAUCUGAACGGAAGAAACUGGCGACAUCUCUCCAGCUCUCUGAAAUACAGGUUAAAACCUGGUUCCAGAAUCGAAGGAUGAAACUGAAGAGGCAGAUACAAGACCAGCAGCACAACCUGGUCCCUCCUCCCGUCUGUUACCCCCAGACAUUCCCUUAUUACCCUGGAGUCCUACCUGUCCCAUUAAACAGCAGAAGCUUUUAUCAGCCCCCGGCACAUCCAUUCCAGGCCCCUCAUCAUUCAUACAUUCCUCAGCCGCUCCACCACCACAUUAGGAUGAGUGCCCACCAAGAUCAAUAUCCCCCAUUUUUUGGGGCUCGGUUUAUGUAACUCUUGGAUAUGGAUCCGAAUUGAGUUUUUACUAUAUUCUAUAAACGUGUAAAUAGUUGAGAAAUAUUUAAUAUAUUAUUCCUCUUGUAAAUAUUUCAGUUGUACAGUAAAUUAAAAUUGUUUAAAACAA